Molecule: messenger RNA, 980 nt
Organism: Cuscuta epithymum
Lineage: Eukaryota; Viridiplantae; Streptophyta; Magnoliopsida; Solanales; Convolvulaceae
Source: the annotation of a GenBank genome assembly
UAGUUUGAAGUAUUAAUUAAAAUAGUUUUAAUUAGUUGCAUUAGUUUUGUAUCCAUUAUUAUAUUUGUUGUGAAUUAAUAUUUGUUACAUUUUUUAGAUGGAAGGUGGUAGAUAUUCGGUUGAUUUGGGUAACCUCCAACGCAAUCGAAGAAACGAGAUUGGGAGGAAGAAAUCCCGCAAAGGUAAAGAACUUGCCGGGUCUUCAUCUCAAAGCCGAGAUGAUUUUGAAACGGGUUACCAAAGGCGAGAUGGAGAUGCGAUGUCCGAAGAACAACUCCAACAAGAAUUGGCCCGACAUAAUAACCGCUUUCUACAACAACAACAAAUGCCGACGACCAUUGACGAAGAGGAGCUUGAGGAUGAAGAUGCGGAGGAAUUGGAACCGGAGACGGCCGAGGAGGAGGGUGCCGGCAGCCACGACGCCGACGCGCCUGCCUCAUCCCAAACCGCCACCGGUAAUAAAAAAAGUAAGUCUGAAUUAAUGCAAAAUAAUUUUGAUAAAUGGAAGGACCCACAAACUGGCUAUUGGCACGCAACUUGCAAGUGGUGCAACAACAAUUAUAGUUUGGGAACCUCCGGCGGAUACGGAUCUGCCGCAAGGCAUCUUAAGUCAAAGCACCCCGUGGAGUACGCAAAAUUAGGCGGCGGAACGGGGAAGCAAACUCAAAUAUCGAGUUGAUUUUGAAGAAAAUGAUGACUUUGACGUUCUAGACUGGUGGAAGUCAAAAGAAAGAACGUUCCCGAUUUUAGCACGGAUGGCUAAGCAAGUACUAUCAAUGCCGGUUUCAACAGUUGCGGUGGAACAAGAAUUUAGUUCGGCCGGCAACGUCCUAACGGCAUCUAGAUCGAGAUUGAGCGCGGAGUCUCUUGAGACGCUUAUAUGCUAUCACGAUUGGUUGAAGGCCGCACGUAGAACUCAAGAAUUGAGCAUCACCCCCUCCCAAGAUUUUAUGGAUGACUCAACAACCGAUGGUGGCUCU